Molecule: messenger RNA, 2497 nt
Organism: Synchiropus splendidus (mandarinfish)
Lineage: Eukaryota; Metazoa; Chordata; Actinopteri; Syngnathiformes; Callionymidae
Product: polypeptide N-acetylgalactosaminyltransferase 10-like
Exons: 14
Coding region: 57-1874 (605 amino acids)
Cellular component (GO): Golgi apparatus
Source: RefSeq, a predicted model, not a curated record
GCGGGAAGAGGUUCGUUCCCGCUCGCCGUCAGUUCCUUCACCUUCCCACGGUCACAAUGAGGCGGAAAGAGAAGCGGCUGCUCCAGUUCGCUGGACUCCUGGUGGCGGUUCUGCUCUUCCUCCCGAACGUGGGACUGUGGUCUUUGUACCGGGACCGGGUCUUUGACAACUCGCAGGAUGUAGCGGAUGGUUCCGGAGGGAUGUCGCCGCUGCAGGGCUGGAACCAGAUGAGGAAGGUCGCCCAGGUCGGGCUGGACGGCGUGCGGAGGAACGACUGGCACAACUACGAGGCCAUGCGAAGAGACGCGGCUCGAGUGGGUAACGGAGAGCAGGGGAAGCCGUUCCCCCUGACCGAGGCCGACCAGGUGGACCAGGCCUACAGAGAGAACGGCUUCAACAUUUACAUCAGUGACCGGAUCUCCCUCAACCGCUCGCUGCCGGACAUCAGACACGCAAACUGUCGGGAGAAGCUCUAUGCGGAGAAGCUCCCCAACACCAGCAUCAUCAUCCCCUUCCACAACGAGGGCUGGUCCUCUCUGCUCAGGACCGUCCACAGCGUCCUCAACCGCUCGCCGCCACAGCUCAUCGCCGAGAUCAUUCUGGUGGACGACUUCAGCGACAAAGAGCACCUGAAGGGGGCGCUGGAAGAGUACAUGCAGCGGCUGCCCAAAGUCCGCAUCUUGAGGACCAAGAAGAGGGAGGGUCUGAUCCGGACCCGACUGCUGGGGGCCAAAGCAGCUAGAGGGGAAGUCAUCACCUUCCUGGACUCACACUGUGAAGCCAACGUCAACUGGCUGCCCCCCCUGCUGGACCGAAUCGUCCAGAACAGGAAGACCAUCGUGUGCCCAAUGAUCGACGUCAUCGACCACGACAACUUCGGCUACGACACGCAGGCGGGCGACGCCAUGAGAGGAGCCUUCGACUGGGAGAUGUACUACAAGAGGAUCCCCAUCCCGCCGGAGAUGCAGAGGGACGACCCAAGUCAACCGUUCGAGUCUCCAGUGAUGGCGGGCGGGCUCUUCGCCGUGGACAGGAAGUGGUUCUGGGAGCUGGGAGGAUACGACACCGGCCUGGAGAUCUGGGGAGGGGAGCAGUACGAGAUCUCCUUCAAAGUGUGGAUGUGUGGUGGUCGGAUGGAGGACAUCCCCUGCUCCAGGGUAGGACACAUCUACAGGAAGUAUGUCCCCUACAAGAUCCCCGGCGGGAUCAGCCUGGCGAAGAACCUGAAGCGGGUCGCCGAGGUCUGGAUGGAUGAGUACGCCGAAUAUGUGUACCAGCGCCGGCCAGAGUACCGCCACCUGUCGGCCGGAGACAUGACGACGCAGAAGGAGCUGAGGAAUCGACUCAACUGUAAGAACUUCAAGUGGUUCAUGAGCGAGGUGGCCUGGGACCUGCCCAAACACUACCCGCCGGUGGAGCCCCCUGCUGCCGCUUGGGGAGAGAUCCGAAACGUGGGCAGCGGCAUGUGUAUGGAGAUCAAACACUUUGUGUCCGGGAGUCCGAUCCGCAUGGAGAACUGUGUGAGGGGACGAGGGGAGGUGAACUGGAGUCACGGCCAGGUGUUGACCUUGGGCUGGAGGGAGGACAUCCGAGUGGGCGACCCCAUGCACACGCGGAAGGUCUGCUUCGACGCCGUGUCCCACAGCAGCCCGGUGACUCUGUACGACUGUCACGGCAUGAAGGGGAACCAGCUGUGGCGAUACAGGAAGGACCGGAGUCUGUACCACCCGGUCAGCAACAGCUGCAUCGACAGCAGCCCCAGCGAGCGGCGCGUCUUCAUGAACACGUGCGACGCAUCCUCGCUGAGUCAGCAGUGGCUCUUCGAGAGAACCAACGCCACCAUCCUGGAGCUCUUCAAUCGAGGGAGCGACUGACUGCACUUCCCUGGUAUUUAAGCGGACAAUGAAAACGCAGUGUUUCAGGGAGUGACCAUGUGGGGGCAGCGGUCAGCUCGCCACCCAAAUAUCCAGUCAGAGCGUGAACCCCGACAUCCAGAGUCCGAGUGUACGGCGGGACCUCGUGACGGAGAACAGGACUGCGAGCUUCACUGCCGUGUUUGGGACCCGCAGGAUCAAACUGAUUUUUAUUUCCGUCACCGUUGCACGGCUGAACUCUGAACUGCCUUAAAACCGGAGCGAAAGAAUGUUGGCUUCCUGUUUUUUCACACGAAACUUUAGAGAAGCACAUUUUCAUGAGAAGGAUUCUAAAAUAUUCAUUUGACUCCUGCACUUCAAGAACUCGAGAUGUUUUCUACUAGAAACAUAUUUUAUAUUUAAUAAAGUCGAUAUAUUCUUCCUCCGCUUCCUCAUUUCAUUCGGGAAAUCCCGAUGGGGAGUAUGACUUUGUUUUUCCGAAGCUAUCACAGAAGCGGAAUUAUUUUGAUUUGAGAUCCGCUCGAAUUUUGAGUCAAACAAUAGAAUAAUGUCACUAUUCAUUUUUAAGUUUGAUACAAUAUAAUUUAUUCAUGAUAUCAUUUCUUUCUGUUACAAAAACAGUC